AAUGGAUCAUUCUUCGUGGACUCCAAAUAAUAAUAAAAUGAACUGUGAAAGCAUAAUAAUGUUGAGUCCUAUUACAAAAACUCCAAUUUCAAAUAAUAUAAGACUUAAGAGAAAUUUUCAAAGUAAUACGACCAAUUUUUCCGUAUUACCUAGCCAUAUAACACCACCUUCUGGAUUGACAAAAUUUAUAGCUAGAAAUCCAUUUGAAGCAGAUCUAACAAAUAAAUUACACAUUUCAGUUAUAAGCCCAACAGUAUUUAGUAAGGUCGUUGAUUCUCAUCAGAAAGAUUCUCCAGGAUUUACUUGGAGUAUAGACGAAUUAGCUCUUAUUCAACCUGCAAAAAUUGAUGAAUUUCCAGAGCAACAAAUGCAAUGCUCUGAUCCUGAAAUUGAAAAGAAUGCUCAGGAAGCAAUAAGUAAAUUUUUUAGUAAAAAUCAAAUUAUACCAAGUCCAUUUGAUUUUAAAAGAGGCGAACUUGGUAAAGAAAUAGAAAUGGUGACACCCAUUCGUGAGUUUGAAGGAAUAAAUAUAUCAAAAGAGUUGUUUGAAUCUAAAAUUGAAACAAAAGAUUGCUGGGCACAAACUAUUCUAACUUUACCUCCAAAAUUGCCUGAAAAGGUUGAGGAGAUUUUAAAACCAUACUUUAGUUUCACACAGAAUCAAAAUUACGAAAGUGAUGAAGCUAAUAUUAGUAAUACUUCGUUAAGAAGGAAGCUAUUUUCGAAUAAUGACGAUUCUCAUAAUGAAUCGAAUAGCUCGAUCCUAAAAUCUCCUGAAAGUUGUAAGAGUCCUUUAAGUGAAAAGUUGAGUCCACUACAAAGUGGAAUGUUUUUUCAUGGUACUCUUCUACAGAAUUCUCCAAUCACUCAAAGAACAUAUGGAACUCCACUUGGUUAUGGCAAAGAUAUUUCACCUCACAAUUUGUCACCAAUUAGCAAUCCAGGCCUCAACAUGUCCUACCAAAGUAUUAAAUCUCGAAAUAAAUCAGUGGCAAGAUUAGAUUUUACAAAUGAUGAUAUGAGUAUUGAAGUUAUAACCGAUGAAGAAAAACAGGACAAAAACAGUUCUGUAACUGAAAAUAUAUGUAAAACCUUGUUUUCCGAAAAAAACAAUAUGUUAACAGAGAAGGAAAUGGAUAAACAUAUGGAAGAAGGAAAGUUCUACGAUGCCACUCAAAUAUUUAUUUCAAGCGAAAAUUCUAGUAAAUUUAAAGAAGAUAAAGAAAAUUUAGUGUUACAUAAUUUCAAUAUUACUGACAAGUCAAAGUUUGUGGAAGCUUAUAAAACGAAUUUUAGUGAAAGUUAUGCCAUGCAACAAAGUAACAUGUUGUCUGGUAAUUAUGUUCAACAAAUGACUUAUAGCAAUACUCAUGAUACUGGAUAUCAAACUUAUAGUAGCAGUAACAUAACAAGUAAUAUGGAUAGCUACAAUACACCAAUUAAACAGAAGUUACAUUGGGAUGAAAGAAUUACGCAAACUGACGAUGAAGUUCAAUUGGCAGACUGGGGAGAAAAUAUGAAGAGUAUGAUAAGUUCAACUCCAUCAAAGUUUAAUAGAGCUAAAAACAGCCUCUAACAACAGCUAAGAAGAAACAUAAAUACAUAAUUAUAAAAUAACAGAAAAUAAUUAUUACUAUAAAUUGUGCUAUGCAAUAUAUAUAUUGUUGAAGUAUGUGAGCAUGUUAAGCUUUUCAAAGAAAAAACGUGCCUUCACAUUUUAAAAUAGUUCAUCGCUAAACCAGAUCAC
Molecule: messenger RNA, 1747 nt
Organism: Ceratosolen solmsi marchali
Lineage: Eukaryota; Metazoa; Arthropoda; Insecta; Hymenoptera; Agaonidae
Gene: bora
Product: aurora kinase A activator-like protein bora
Exons: 6
Coding region: 2-1576 (524 amino acids)
Biological process (GO): regulation of mitotic nuclear division; activation of protein kinase activity; regulation of mitotic spindle organization
Cellular component (GO): cytoplasm; nucleus
Molecular function (GO): protein kinase binding
Source: RefSeq, a predicted model, not a curated record